AUGCCUAAACCACAACAGCAUCAACCAGUGAUUGUUGUUGAUGCACCAGCAGCUGCGAAUGACAAUGCUGAUACUAGUGCUGGUGGUGGUGGUGAGUCAGAGCCCUCUCCCCUGCCUUUUGGGGCCAAACGUCCACUGAAAAGUGAUGUUUGGCCUCACUUUACAAGGUUUCUCUAUGUUCCUGCCCCCCAUACUAGUGAGAAACUUGCAAGUGUGCUCCGAGAGGCCCUAAUGUCCUGGAAUGUGGACUAUGCUGGAAAGGCUGACAUUCAAGGUUUGGAGACUUGCUUCUCUGCGAUGACAAUGGAGGAUCCAAGUUGUGAAGAGUUUAAGAAAGAAGAUUUUCAAGGUAGCCAGAGUCGUACACUCUUGGACAUUGAAGAUUGAAGUGUGCUGCUGGUGAUUGUUGUGCUGGGCUGUUGGAUUUUGUUUGCUGACUGAUGGUGAUCGCUUGAUGAUGGUGCUGCUCGAUAAGACUGAAGGGUGAAGAGAACUACUGUUGCUCUUUUUUGUUGUUUGGUUCAAUUUGGAACUUGUUUUAUUUCGUUUGGAUUAUGGCUAUAUGCCUUUAUGGAUGUUGGAAUCCAAUUUCGAACAUGUUUUCUUUUGUUUGGAUGAUGAAUUAUUGAUGU
Messenger RNA from Linum tenue, 632 nucleotides. Lineage: Eukaryota; Viridiplantae; Streptophyta; Magnoliopsida; Malpighiales; Linaceae. The record is from the annotation of a GenBank genome assembly.